Molecule: messenger RNA, 1426 nt
Organism: Salvia hispanica
Lineage: Eukaryota; Viridiplantae; Streptophyta; Magnoliopsida; Lamiales; Lamiaceae
Source: RefSeq, a predicted model, not a curated record
AGAUUACAGUAUAAGAGUAAAGAGAGACGGAGAGCAGUAAUCAAACCUCCUCAGAAGAAAAAAAGAAGAAUAAGAAUAAGAAUGUACGUGACAAGGCCUCUGUCCUUGCUUCUAAAAUCAGCAGAAAGUGUUUCAGCAGCACCCGAUGGUCCAAACAGUGGAUUCCUAGUCAUCCAAGACGACGAAUCUGUGACAUACUGUUGUUUCGGGCUGUGCAAGAAUCGCAGCCUCAAUCAGCUGCCUUUCCCCCAAGACAAGGAGCUCAUCGUUCAAUACACCACCACCACCAACGGCCAAUUCGCUCAAUCAUCCCACGAUCCACUAUUCCUCAUUCCUGCUCUCAACCACCCCCUGUCUUCCAAUCGCUACUACGCCAUCGUUCCCCAUCAAAAACGCAUAGGAGAGGCGUUCACCUGCUCGAGAGAAGAAGAUAAGGUGAGUUGCUGUUUCUGCCGCUGCGUCAAUGACGUGAAGCCGAGGCCGUUGGAUCCGCGCAACGAGUACCAGCAGUUUCAGAUUGCUCCAUACAACGCCUUUUGCUGCUGCAAGGGCCAGUUCGUGGCGAAGUCGGUUGCAUCGGAUGGUUUCCCUCCUGACUUCCUGCGGAGGAAGGGCUGGACCAUCUACACCAAGACGCCGCACACCUUCAUGCUUGACGAAGCACCGGGCCUUGAUGCUGGCCUCCGUGCUAGUCCGCUUGAGUUGGACUCGUCGAGAGUGGUUGGGAAAUGGUACACUCCCUUCGUGUUUGUCAAGGAUGGGUCGCUGAGGGAUCAAGUGAAGCAAUCCAUGUAUUAUGAAGUUACGUUGGAGCAGAGAUGGGAGCAGAUUUUUAAGAUUGGUAAUAAGGGGAUUGAUUCGGUGGUGAUCGAUGCUACGGUUGAGAGGGAGGAGGUGUUUGUUGGUGGGAUGAGCAGAGCUGUGCGGAUCAAGGGAAGCGCGGGUGAUGGGGUGAUCUGGUUUAGGGGUGGUGGAGGAGGAGUGGGGUUGAGAGUGGAGUUGGUGGAGAGGAUGAAAUGGGAGGAGGAGAGAGGAGGUUGGGUGGGAGGGGAGGAGACACAAGUGAAGAUUCAUAAGGUGGAGGAAAUGGGAGGAGGAGGAGGUGGUGAUUGGACUGAGUUUGUAUGUUAUGUGCUGGUAGAGAGGUUCAAAGUGAGGAGAAUGGAUGGGAGUGUGGUCAUUUCUUGUGAUUUUAAGCAUUGGCAUAAGUUGAAGACUAAUUAUUGGUGAUGGAUUUAUAUGUGUUGUGUAUGCUUUGCACAAUUCAGCAUUCGUAGGCACUUUUCUUUUUGUAUGACUUGUUUGUGUUAGAUGGUAGUAGUAUUUAUUUUAUUGCUUCAUAUCUAUGGUUAAUCAUUGUGAGGAAUUGAUAUAGCUUCUUGGUUUAGUUGAUAUCUUCUGUAUGCAAUCAUUGCUAUUUUGUCCA